Messenger RNA from Salarias fasciatus (jewelled blenny), 1178 nucleotides. RefSeq names its product caspase activity and apoptosis inhibitor 1 (gene caap1). The coding region runs from base 51 to 1016 and encodes 321 amino acids. The transcript is spliced from 6 exons. The record is from RefSeq and is a predicted model, not a curated record. NCBI's taxonomy places the organism in Eukaryota, Metazoa, Chordata, Actinopteri, Blenniiformes, Blenniidae. Gene Ontology annotation, biological process: regulation of apoptotic process.
UUGAAUCAUUUUUUUUUCCGGGGAAAAAGCGUGUUUUAUUCAGGUUCAUUAUGCUCAAAAGGAAAUCAAGCAGCUCGGAUAAGAAGAGGAAACACUCGCAGUGUGAGGAGCGACGUGACAGCGGUAAACGCAGGAGCACGGAGGGGAGCACCGAGGAGCCAAAAGAUGAGCUGGCUGACCCUGAGCUGGACCGAAUUGGUAGCGACACUGAGGAAGGCGGACUGGACCUCAGCCAGCCCUUCCAGCCCAUCACGGCUUACAUCAGUAACAAGCAGGAGAUGCUCAAGCAGUGUUUUCACGUGCUGGGGGAGAAGAAGCUGCGGAAAAUGUUACCUGACGAAUUCAAGGUCUGUAGUUUAGAAGACAUCAAAACACUGUGUUGGGAACAACUGGAGCCGAUUUCAGAGAAACAUCUUCUUCAGAUCUUAGCAGGGGAAGAACUGACAGCUGGAGGUUGUGGCGAAAACUGUGAAGAGACGCCAGAAAGCCAGCAAGACAACAAUGUAGACUCGACAUCGUGCCUGAAGGAAACGGGAAAAACCGAGGACUCUAAGCAAGAGGGCGGCGGCUCUGGCGAGGAGAGCGAUGUCCUCAGCAUAAACGCAGACACUUACGAUAGUGACAUAGAGGGGCCCAAAGAGGAGCAGACUGUUAAAUCUGCCGAUGUGGCAGCGAAAGCCGGGGACGAUGGGAAGCAACGCCGCGAGCCGGCUGGAAACCCUGACCCAGCAAAUCCACAGCCAAAGAAAGACAUUCAGAGUGACAUCGACAAAAGCGUCAGUGAGAUUCUGGCUCUGCCUUCGACUUCCGGCGGAGACGUCGCGAAAGAAAUGAGCGCACCGCUGCAGUCGGUGGACCUCGGCUUACCUGUUCAAGGCGCGCCUGCUUCAAGUGGAGUCUGUCCGCCGUCGAUUCAGCAGCUGGAGCUCCUGGAGCUGGAAAUGAGGGCCAGGGCGAUCAAGGCUCUCAUGAAAGCAAGUGAUGGGAAAAAGCACGGCCCACCGAAGAAUGGCUAGAGUGUUUUCUUUUUAAUUUAUAUUGUAUGUGAAUGGUUUCUCCAGGUCAGAUUAAUAUGAAGAACUUUUUUCAUCCACAAGAACCUGUCCAUCUCUUCAUCUUAAUUAUUUUUUGAUGAGUCAAAUAAUUGAAACUGGUAUUUUUACUCCAUGUUGGAAGGA